GUUGAACUGUGUGAGGUGGCAACAUUGGCCUUUUUUCUUAUUCGGGUUCAUGUCAUAUUGUCUGUCAAAUCAAAAUGUCAAAUCAAAUGUCUAGUCUUCCUCAACUUGUCCAGCCCACGUGUUAUCAAUCUUUUUCUUAACGUGUAUUACUACUCUAUAAGUCAAUGUCUGAAGUUGAUAUGGAUGGUGAGCAAGGCAAUGAAAAACGAGUUCUAGCAAGAUUUAAAUCUGAAACUGGAGAUGUUGUUGGAAAUCUAUUAGACUUACCCUUAUAUGUAAAUGUAGAACAUUUAACUUUGAUAUGCAACAGUCUCUUACAACAGGAAGAGAAUACAGUUUAUGCAUUUUAUGUGGAUGACAAGGAGAUAACAAAGUCCUUAGACAAUGUUUUGGAUUUGAAAAGUUUGAACACAGAAAAUGUGGUGGACAUUGUUUAUCAGCAACAAGCAGUCUUCAAGGUUCGAGCUGUCACAAGAUGUACUAGCUCCCUGCCUGGCCAUGCAGAAGCUGUAAUUUCAGUGAAGUUCAGCCCUGAUGGGAGACAUCUGGCGUCUGGUUCGGGUGAUACAACAGUCAGGUUCUGGGAUGUUAUGACACAAACUCCUCACCACACUUGUCAAGGUCACAGAAACUGGGUCUUGUGUAUCGCAUGGUCACCCGACUCUAGUCGCCUGGUGUCGGCUUGCAAGAAUGGAAUGAUCCUAUGUUGGGACGCAGACUCUGGUAAACAGCUUGGCUCUCCGAUGACAGGGCACAAACAGUGGGUCACCGACCUCGUGUGGCAGCCAUACCAGGAUGACCCGGCAUGUCGCUUGUUCGCCAGCAGCUCCAAGGACGGAGACGUGAGAGUGUGGGAUUCAGUGUUGUGUAGGUGUCUGAGAGUGCUGACCUCACACACUCGCAGUGUGACGGCUCUACGCUGGGGCGGCACUGGCCUCAUCUACUCUGCCUCACAGGACAGGACAAUCAAAGUGUGGAGGGCCAGUGACGGAGUGAUGUGUCGGUCAUUGGAAGGUCACGCGCACUGGGUCAACACUCUAGCCUUGUCUACAGACUACGUACUCAGGACACAAGCUAUCGUGAAUCCUUCUGACAAUGUCAGCACUUCUGACAAAGCAGCUAUCCAGGCACUUGCUGUCAAGAAGUACAAAGACAUAGUCAAAGACUCAGGAGAGUACUUGGUGUCAGGCUCAGAUGACUUCACAUUGUAUCUAUGGACUCCUGAGAAGGACAAGAAGCCAAUAGCCAGAAUGACAGGUCAUCAGCAACUGAUCAAUUGUGUGGCAUUUUCACCAGACAGUAGAGUAAUCGCCUCUGCUUCCUUUGAUAAGUCAAUCCGUCUAUGGGAUGGACGCACAGGAAGAUUCCUAUCUGUGCUCAGAGGCCAUGUGCAGGCAGUUUACAUGGUGGCUUGGUCUGCAGACUCACGACUCCUGGUUAGCGGCAGUGCGGACUCUACGCUCAAAGUGUGGAAUAUGAAGACGCGAAAGUUAGAUCAGGACUUGCCUGGACAUGCAGAUGAAGUGUUUGCUGUAGACUGGGCUCCGGACGGGCUUAGGGUGGCUUCUGGCGGAAAGGACAAAGUCCUAAGAUUAUGGCAACACUGACACCAAGAAAACUCCAAUAAAAAUAAAUGUAAAUUUUAUAUUGA
Macrosteles quadrilineatus (aster leafhopper) is the source of this 1651-nucleotide messenger RNA. RefSeq names its product notchless protein homolog 1 (gene Nle). The record is from RefSeq and is a predicted model, not a curated record. Gene Ontology annotation, biological process: ribosomal large subunit assembly; Notch signaling pathway. Gene Ontology annotation, cellular component: nucleolus. Gene Ontology annotation, molecular function: protein binding. NCBI's taxonomy places the organism in Eukaryota, Metazoa, Arthropoda, Insecta, Hemiptera, Cicadellidae. Bases 165 to 1607 code for a protein of 480 amino acids. The transcript is spliced from 12 exons.